Molecule: messenger RNA, 327 nt
Organism: Dentiscutata erythropus
Lineage: Eukaryota; Fungi; Glomeromycota; Glomeromycetes; Diversisporales; Gigasporaceae
Source: the annotation of a GenBank genome assembly
AUGCCAUUAGACGAUGCCCGUCAAAUUUAUCAACAAAUUCCUAAUGCCACAGAGAAUUAUGGAACUUUCGAUAUACCUUGUGAAAGUAACAUUACUGUUAAAAUAAAAAUCGGUGGUGCUGAUUGGGAUAUUGAUUCUAGAGAUUUAAUAAAUAUUAAACAAUCAGAAAAUCAAAAAAUAUGCACUGGAAUGAUAAUUGGAUACUCUAAUGGUGAUAUUGCAAUAAUUAAUGAAUGGAUCCUUGGUACCACUUUUUUAAAGAAUGUAUAUAGUGUUUAUGAUUGGUAUAAUAACCAGAUAGGAUUUGCUAAAUUACAUCAGUCCUGA